Molecule: messenger RNA, 4183 nt
Organism: Plectropomus leopardus (leopard coralgrouper)
Lineage: Eukaryota; Metazoa; Chordata; Actinopteri; Perciformes; Serranidae
Product: protein phosphatase 1 regulatory subunit 3C-B-like
Biological process (GO): regulation of glycogen biosynthetic process
Cellular component (GO): protein phosphatase type 1 complex
Molecular function (GO): glycogen binding; protein phosphatase 1 binding
Source: RefSeq, a predicted model, not a curated record
UCUCUGUCUCUUUGUCUGUCUCUCUCUCUCUCUCUGUCGCUCUGUCUGUCUCGCUCUCUCUCUCUGUCGGGGGCGUGUCUGAGCGCGCGACCUGUGGUGGCGUGUCCUUUGAAAAUGGCCGAAAAACAAACCGGAAAGAAUUAAAAUACAUCAAAGGAGCGAAGCCGAACGUGACAACAUCUCCCGCCACCGCCGCUGAGCGUCGGGUUCUGUCGGGUUCUGUCGGGUUCUACCGAGAGAGAAACUUUUCAAUGAACUGCACCAGGGUCCUCCAGAUCCUGAACCCUCGCCCCGGGGGUCUGUCUCCCAUCAUGCCCGUGGACAUGGCCAUGAGGAUCUGCUUGGCGAGCUCUCCUCCUCUGCGCUCCCUCCUCGGUAACUGCGAUCACCGCUAUUCUUCAUCAGGAGCUGCUCUGUUAAAGCACUGUGAGCCGCUGCGACCCUGUCUGAGCUCCGGCCUCUCCUUUGGUAACGUCGCCAUGGCGACCACGACAUCACCGUCAGCGGCCACAGACAUCGGCGGCUCAGCGUGGCUGAGGAGGACAAAGAAGAGUGUAGUGUUUGCAGACUCCAGGGGGCUGGCCCUCACCACGGUCCACGUCUUCAACGAGGCCGACGAUGAUGUGCUCACAGAGCUGCAGUUCCACCUGAUGGAGAUAGAGGGUGCCGCUGCCAGACUACACCUGGGAGAUGACACAGACGCCGCAGACAGAGGUUCAGGUCUGGUUCUGGACUUCACCCAGCCGGUGGCAGACUAUCUGGACCUGAGGAACCGGCUCAAGGCCCAGCAGGUUUGUCUGGAGACUUGUUCUUUGCAGGAGCACCUGCUCUCAGGCACUGUUCAGGUCCGAAACCUCUGCUUUGACAAGUCCGUGUCAGUCCGGAUCACUUUUGACUCGUGGCGCUCGUUCAAGGACAUUCCGUGUCUUUACCUGAACAACGUGUAUGGCUGCCCCGACACCGACACAUUCUCCUUCUCCGUCUCUUUACCGGAGGUCCUGGAGCCCUCCAACAUGGUGGAGUUCUGCAUUCAGUACCAGACACAGGACCACACAUUCUGGGACAACAACCACGGGAACAACUACCGGCUGGUGAACCCAAACAGCAGCUCGACCCACAGCUCCGAGACUCCGGCCGGGCUGGAGAUCCGGAGGGACUGUGGCAGAGACAAGAGGGAGGAGAUGCAGUUUGAUCCCUUUGGAAGUCCCAGGACAUCAGCAGGGAUCUUCCCUGAGUGGCAGAGCUGGGGUCAUGUGGAGACCAGUGCCCCCUACUGGUGAGACCCCCACAGGGCGUUUUUAAUGUAGCACUCACUCUGCAGGACCCUCAUCUGAGCACUGAAGAUCAUGAUGCAUCAUCUGGAGGUUCUCCAGGCGUGUUUGUAGGACACAUUUGAGGUUGUUGCUUUCACUGAAGUCACUUUAUGUGCCCCAACAUGAAUUAUUUAAGGACUGGAUGGUGUGGGGGACGCCAUGUUACCGCUGAUUUAGAUCCUUAAAAUGUCUCGGCCUGGAUUUCCUGUCUGUAUCUGGUCCUGGUGUGCCGGAUUACAGCCAAUGCUAUGCCACAGUCGACCUGAUUCAGCUGAAUACCUGACGUGGCCUUGUGGCCCCCUUUAAAAUAUCACUAAUAGAUUUGUAGAUGUUUUUUGAGCGUUUGAGAAUUUGAGCGUUUAAACUGCAUCACAUUUUUAAAAUAUGCAAGUGGCACUGAACAUGAGUACUUUAAAGACUUUCAGAGGAGAAUCAGGAGACAAAAGGGCUUUGUAAAAGCAUCCAAAGGAUUUGUUACUUUUAAAGGAUCCUGGAAAUGACCUGAAGGCUUUAAAGUCUCACACAGACUCAGAACUGCUUCCUUCAAACCUCCCAAAGGUCCCUGAGGGGUCCGAGGCCUUACCGCUGUUUCAGAAAACUCCUCAAGGCUUCAGAAUAAUUAGUAAAACUUGAGGCUCCACAAGGUUCCACUUUCAGGAGCUUUUCAUAGGAGUUUAACUGGGUUACUGAGUGCUUCAGAUAUAGAAAGACUUUCUUCAACGUCACACCCGAGUCAUCGAGUCCUCAUUCUGACAACGGCAACAUGAAGACAGCUGAUUGAUUCACGUUCUGGUCCAAGGACCAGACCUGUCCAUCAGAUCUUCAGGACAUGUUGUUUUGCACCAUCAUAUUUAACAUAAACCCUGCAGAUUCUGAACCAGCCGUCUGAGACCAAAGUUCAGUCUGACUGAACGAUGAGACUCUUCUGCUGUCUGUGCUGGAUGUUGAAUCCUGUUUGUGUGUAAAACCUUGAUGCCUUCAGACCCAGUUCACCUUUCAUUAAGCUCAAACACCAGAAUAUAUCAAGAACCUGAAACCCUGCUCUGACCCAGUCUGGUUCUGAUGAGUCCAACUGUCAGGACUUCCCCACACUCUCAGACUCAAGUCGAGCUUUGUUCACAUCCCCGACCUUGACUGAGACCUGAAGUCUCAUAUCCCUAGUUAGAGUUCAUGAGCCCUCGGUCCAGGGUCCGGGGGGGGGGGGGGGCGUUUUGGUUCAGUCCAACCUGAACGGUAUUUCUGGGUCCUGUUUGUACCCAGAUCACCUCUAAUAUUUAACAUGUUGGUCAUUUAAAUGAGCAAAUAAAGUUAAUGUUUUUAAACUGUAUGAAUUUAGAAUGAACCGCGUCUAGUCGUCUUUCCGACAUGAAACCAGACACUCUGCAGGCCGAAAGUCAGAUCCUGCACUGUGGUUCUCACUGUGGUCUGGCCUCUGCUGUUAGUGGAAAACCAGACAACCUGUUGGCUCUGAAAUCAAGUUUAUCAUAAUGCUGUGAUGAAUGAGGAUGUCACAGGAACACAAUCAGAACAUUUACAGGAAAAAAUUUAGAACCGCUCAGUCACUCAGCAGCUGCAGCACUCAAAAUAUUUUGGUGGCAGUUUAAGUCGUACUUGUCUCAAGUUCUUGAAUGUUUCGAGUCAGACUUGUCUCAGGUUCUUGGCAGUUUGAGUCAGACUUGUCUCGGGUUCUUGGCGGUUUGAGUCACCAUAAUGAAACGUUGUUAGGUGGUCAAAUACUCAGCUGUAAUCUAGAGUCAAAGUUGUUCACUGCGUCACAUGACUGUUCGACACUUCUGCUGUCGCAGCGCUUUGGCGGGAGAUUUUCCUCGGUGCCGUGAGAGUGUCAGACAGAGAACCAAAAGCGUGAGACUCAUGGCAGAUCCCUGAGAGUUGGUGACUCUGGUGAGGAUAAGGUUAACAGAAUUUAAAAAAAAAACAAAAACCGAAUUAACUGACACGGCAAGAUUAUGACAGUCAGAGGUUCUGAAUGUCAGUUUUGAUUAAUUGCCCAGCCCUAUUUCCUACAUCCCCCAUGAUGCCUCAGUGCUGUGGGUGGAGUCUGAGGAGAAUCACAGAUGAUUUUGUGAUGAUGAUGAUGAGGUUUUGUAUAGAGGACAGUUUUCGGUCUUUUCAGGGCCAUUUCAGUCUGUUCAGGAAAUAGGAUGAUGAUAGACCCUGGAGUGUCUGUGAUGGCAACUCGAUCCGUAAAAAACAUCAAUUUACAGCCGUUCAGCCGCUUUUAUUUGUUUUUUUGCGAGGGGGGAGGUCCGUUCAGUUAGCAUCAGGUGCUAAUCACACAGCUAACAGACCCUGAACUGCCCUUGAAAUGAGCUCGUCUGUGAUCGCCCGGCUGUGUGAGGUCAUCGGUAUGUGGGCAGAUUACAGCACUGUUGUGGUUUGAUUUCCUGAUGUGUGUGAAUGCAUCACGGAGAAAAAGGCGGGAGUUUAAAGUGAUUUUUAUUUAUUUAUUUUUUUUCUCUGUAGCCUAAACAGGUUAGCAUUUGGCUAACACCGACUGGUUUCCCUGGUAACAGGUAGUUGUUGCUAUGCAUUUUAGCCACCUACUGUCGUCUCGUCAUCAUGGUAACUGCUGUAGAUGCAAAGGUUAAGGUGAAACUUGCACUUCCUAUUAGCUCCUGUAGCCAUAAACGCGUUUACUAAGGUGUGUGUGUGUGUGUGUGUGUGGAUCAUGUGACAGGAAGUCUUGAAGGCUGCUGUAAAGUGUGUUAAAGUGAAUUUGCUGUGUUUCUGUGAAGGUGUUUAAGUGUUGGCAGCAACGCGACGUGUUCAGGUCACUUCAGAUUUAUCAUUAACCGUCAGUGUGUUGCUCCAACGACCUGUAUUUAAAUAAAGUUACAAUAUGCACUUUA